Messenger RNA from Schistocerca piceifrons (Central American locust), 978 nucleotides. RefSeq lists its product as uncharacterized. Bases 1 to 978 code for a protein of 325 amino acids. NCBI's taxonomy places the organism in Eukaryota, Metazoa, Arthropoda, Insecta, Orthoptera, Acrididae. The record is from RefSeq and is a predicted model, not a curated record. The transcript has 3 exons.
AUGGCCAGCGGAUGCGAUCGCCGUGGCAGUGGGGAAACUUCGGAGGGCUGCAUGGACUGCAGCAGUGAUGGCGGUCGGCAGCUGGGCCAGAGCGGCAGAGACAGCCACGAGGGUGGCCUGGACUUCUUGCAAGACCGCGAUGAAAUCAGCAGCUGCAGCAGGUGGAGCAGGCCCGUCUUCAGAGCGUCGCAGAGGCUGGACAGCAGGGGCAGAAGGAGGCGUCGUCCGGCCCUGGAGGACGUCGGCGUAACCAAGGUCCGCCCGAGCAGCAAGCAGACGCCGCUGGGCGGGUUGUCGCGGAGGAGUAGCAGGUGGAGCAGGUGGUGGCGCAGCUCGGCGCCGCUGCUGUUGACCAUCAGAGCGGGACGUCUGCCGCAAGGGAGGUGCCCCAUGGACCCAAAUAAUAGCUGCCUAACCGCCAUAGAGGAUGUUGUCACGACAGACCGCACUCUGUCGGCGGCAACAUCCGCCACACCACCCGCCCACAGCGAUACCGCGUCCACGGUCGGCGCUUCUUGCGCUCCCUCAGGCUACCGCCCCAUCUCUGCCGUUGAGCUGUAUGUGAUUAUGAAUCGCAUAGCAAAGCCAGAAACACCCGCAGAAAAAGAGGCCGCGGAAAGGGCACGGGCUGCUGAACAGCAGGCCCCGCCUCGCGGUGAACGCCGCCUACCCGCCCGCAACCUGCAACCACCUACCAACACACAGCCGGAACCCAGUGCUGCUGGGCUACUCCCACCGCACCCCCCGACCCGCGCCGAAAAUGGACAGGCUGCCCCUGCUGCGCAGACACCCGUCGCAAAACAGUGCCAGCCUAGUACAGCCCCAGCGCCACCCGCCCCCGCGGCCGCGAGCGCUAUCAGUGAUGAUCUGCAGACGCUACUGCAAACAUUAAACAGAAUCAUGACACAACUACCCAGUCUAGUCUCCGCAGCUGCGACGGCCCUCCAGGCCAUCGCCCAGCCCCCCAGUCAUGGAUAA